GGUGAACAAUGAAGGUCUUGUUGUGCUUGGCAACGGUUGUACUGACCUUCGGGUCAAUGGCAGAAGGGAGAGACAUUCCUCUCAAGGAAACAGAGUGGAAUAAACUGGCAUCGGCGUGUACAAUCAAUAUCAAUACUCAGCUACCGAGGCCACAGCCGCUGUUUCUGAUUCCCGGUACUGACCAAUUCCGAUAUCCUCAAUCGGAUGACCGACUUCUACAUCUGGAGGCGGGAGAAUACCUAGAGCUGGCUUGCGACAGUGGUUUCAAUAUUUCUCCGGGCAAGAACUCCAUCAUGGUGUCAUGCGUGUUUGAGAACAUGUUCAACUACGACAGCACUAUGUACCAAUUUAGUCAGUUUUCCUGCACGGAGAAUUGGUUCAGCACUGCUCGUCGUACUCCGCAAUCUUGCGAACAGAAUGCGUUCAUCGUAGAAAUCGGAUUCGAUAUGGGAUCACGUUUCCCGAAGAUCAUGGACGUCUGUCACAACGAACAAACAUUUGAGAAUCAUUGGAUCAAGCAUGAGUUUCAUAGAGCUCAUGCUGGUUUCCAACAGGGAGUUCCACGCCCUUCCUGGCACCAAGGAAAUUUCUACCCUGGCAUAAACGUGAAUACCCUGUACACUAUCAGUCGUCAGCGGCAAACCUUGGGUACGAUCCUGAAUUCACAGCAAAUCGCCGAUGAGCUGGUAUUGGACGUUAGCACUGGAAUUUACAUGGCCCGUGGACAUAUCGCUGCGCGCGCUGAUUUCAUCUACGGAACGCAUCAGAACGCUACCUUUUGGUUCUUGGUGGCUGCACCCCAAUGGCAGAACUUCAACGACGGAAACUGGCUUCGUAUCGAAGAUAGUUCACGCAACUUUGUAGCUGCCCGAAAUAUCCACGUCACUGUCUAUGGUGGCACGUACGGUGUGCAUACCCAAACCGAUGCCAACGGUGAUGAGCAACCGAUCUACCUGGACUUUGAUCCGAACGGAACGCAACGCCUGCCGGCACCGAAGAUCUACUAUAAAAUUUUGCAUGAUGAACGAAACAAUGCUGGUAUUGUGCUGAUUGGUGUGAAUGACAUUCACAUCGAUUCAAUGCAACGGAUUCAAGAUGAGUACAUGUUCUGCGAGGAUAUUGGCGAUAAGGUGAGCUGGAUCAACUGGGACAGGAAGAACCUUGCGCUGGGAUAUUCGUAUGCUUGUGAAGUGAACCCAUUCCUGAAGCGAAUUGGCCACCUCUCGCACCUGAACAUCGCAAAUUUGCUGAUUUAGGAUCUGUGAUCCACCAUAAUCAGUAUUAUUAAAUCCAUUGAUAAGAGUUGAAUGGAAAUAAUAUCAAUAAAAUCACUUCAAAUAAUCUGUGAUAAACU
Molecule: messenger RNA, 1354 nt
Organism: Ochlerotatus camptorhynchus
Lineage: Eukaryota; Metazoa; Arthropoda; Insecta; Diptera; Culicidae
Exons: 2
Coding region: 9-1256 (415 amino acids)
Biological process (GO): apoptotic DNA fragmentation
Cellular component (GO): mitochondrial inner membrane; nucleus
Molecular function (GO): single-stranded DNA endonuclease activity; nucleic acid binding; metal ion binding
Source: RefSeq, a predicted model, not a curated record